Molecule: messenger RNA, 627 nt
Organism: Penicillium subrubescens
Lineage: Eukaryota; Fungi; Ascomycota; Eurotiomycetes; Eurotiales; Aspergillaceae
Product: glutathione S-transferase family protein
Exons: 4
Coding region: 1-627 (208 amino acids)
Source: RefSeq, a predicted model, not a curated record
AUGUCUUCUGAUAUCAUCCUCUACACUUGGUCCACUGCAAACGGCAUCAAGCCCUCUAUCACCCUGGAGGAGCUUGGUCUACCCUACAAGUUUGAGCCAAUCGAUAUUGGAGUCAAUAUCCAGAAUGAGGAGUGGUUCUUGAAGAUUAGCCCGAAUGUUCGUAUCCCGGCACUCGUCGACGGCUCACAGCGUGUUUUUGAGAGCGGCUCUAUCAUGCUUUAUCUCGCUGACAUCUCGCCGACAAAUACGACACCGAUCGUGGCAUUGGUCCUAUGCAGGUCGCCAAUAUCCGCUCCUGACUACAGUAUUAAGCGGUUCCUUGAUGAGACUAAGCGCCUUUACUCGGUCCUGGAAUUCCGUCUAAAGGAAAGCCUAUACCUUGCAGGUUCAAAGUACACAAUUGCCGAUAUCGCCAGCUAUACUUGGGUCCGCCAUGGUCCUGCACUACUGGAGAUCGAUCUGUCUGAGUUCCCGGCUCUCGAAAAGUGGGUCGAUGAGAUCGGGAAGAGGCCUGCGGUGCAGCAGGGCGCAGAUGUACCUCAUGUUGACCGUACAAACGAGCAAAAGGAGUUGUUCCAAAGCGCUCGCGCUAAGAUUGAUGGAAUGACCAACUCCGAUAAGCAUUAA